Molecule: messenger RNA, 644 nt
Organism: Phaethon lepturus (White-tailed tropicbird)
Lineage: Eukaryota; Metazoa; Chordata; Aves; Phaethontiformes; Phaethontidae
Gene: XKR9
Product: XK, Kell blood group complex subunit-related family, member 9
Exons: 1
Biological process (GO): phosphatidylserine exposure on apoptotic cell surface; apoptotic process involved in development; engulfment of apoptotic cell
Cellular component (GO): plasma membrane
Source: RefSeq, a predicted model, not a curated record
AUGCUGCCAUUGUUAUAUCUUUUUGCGGUAUCUCCUUUUCAACGGUUGAUUAUCAGAUAUCAUUACGAAAAUCUCUGCCUGAUAAAGAUGAAUUUCGUGUGCUUCCCAAGUUAGUGUAUCUCUUCUAUAAACUGCUUACCAUCACUUCUUGGCUACUCAGUGUUUCACUGAUCACUUUACUAAGUGUUAGAAGUUCUGUAAUUCUGCUGAUAUUUCUUUGGAUCUGUGGCUUCACCUGGACUUUGAAACAACAUACGACAUUCUGCAAAUCUAAGAAGAUGGAAUAUCUGUACAGAACUGUUGUUGGAAUCAUUCUAAUUUUUACCUUUUUUAACAUAAAAGGGAGAAAAACUAAAGUUUGCAUUUCUAUUUAUUAUGCUACUCACACUGUUGUAACUCUAGGUAUCUUGAUUGUCUAUAUGUUUUGGAAACCUACCAUUAUCAAGGAAAUACAUUUUACAAUUGUGAGCAUCCUAACUACUCUUAGUCUGGUGUUAGGUAUUAUUUUUCUUGUUGUUUAUUAUAGGCAUUUUCAUCCCACUGCUUAUUGCAGACCACAGGCAUGUUCAGAUGAAAUUGAUGGAGAGGCAGGACAAAAAGUUGCAGUGAAAACUGGUAGAUUUCAAAAUUUCAUAAUGCAAUGA